AUGUCAAGAGCAGCUAAGGAGUAUGAUGUGAGAGGGUACAUCCAAACAUCCUAUCACGAUAUUACAAAUAAUGAUUGUAAGAAAGUGUUUGAUGUUUGUUGCCAAGGAAUACCAACAGUGCUUGUUUAUCUCUUGGAAUGCAUUCAUGGAAUUCAAGGGGUGCUAUUAAUUGAUUGUAAUUUUGUUUACAGAUCAACAAUCAGUUCUAAAUUUAUUAUCAAACCAACACUAAUGACCGAUAUUACAACAUGCAAGAGAGAAGUCAUAUCAGUGAAUGAUGAUGGGCCAGUAUGCAACGAAACCGUUAUUACUUCAAUUGAAUCAGUAUUCUCUUUAAAUACUUUUACUAUUUCUAAGGCUAAUCUUGCUCACAUUAAGGUGGAAGGUAUGCUCCCAGUAUUUCUUCUCACAGUUAUAAAUACACGCAAUUGUCCACCACUUAUCAUUCAAGUACUUUCUUUAUAUAUGUAUCAGGAAUUCAGAGCAUCAGUAUGUGAAAUCAUUUGUGAUAUAGCUUUUACAAGUUUUCCUAAAUUAUUACUCCCAGUUCUUAACAACCCAAAAAGAGGUGCUGAACCUAGUAAGUCAUCUGAAGAAACUUUUUGGAGCGAGUUUAUAGAGGUUUGUUCCAGGUUUUUGCAAAAUAAUCAAAGAGCUAGACAUAUAGUUCUUUGCUCCUCUAUUAAAUAA
Molecule: messenger RNA, 690 nt
Organism: Naegleria gruberi
Lineage: Eukaryota; Heterolobosea; Eutetramitea; Acrasida; Naegleriidae
Exons: 1
Coding region: 1-690 (229 amino acids)
Source: RefSeq, a predicted model, not a curated record